This is a messenger RNA of Magnusiomyces paraingens, 969 nucleotides long. RefSeq lists its product as uncharacterized. Bases 1 to 969 code for a protein of 322 amino acids. The transcript has 3 exons. NCBI's taxonomy places the organism in Eukaryota, Fungi, Ascomycota, Dipodascomycetes, Dipodascales, Dipodascaceae. The record is from RefSeq and is a predicted model, not a curated record.
AUGUCAAAUCAUAUUCAACACGUUCUUGAACAACGGCUCUUUGACCAACUCUUGGCCGCUAAUGAACUUGUUCUUGUCAAGUUCACAGCUGCUUGGUGUGGUCCUUGCCAGGUCAUUGCACCAGUUCUUGAGAAAUUCGCAGCUGCAACGCCUAAUGUCAAAGUCUUAGAAGUUGAUGUUGACAAGAGCCAACCCAUUGCCCGCAAAUAUAAUGUUUCUUCCAUGCCUACAUUCGUGUCUUUCCAUAAACAAAAGGAAACAGCUAGAUUUGCUGGUGCUAACCCACAAGCCCUCGCAGCUGCCAUUCAAACUCUUUCUGCACUUAACCCCUCGGCCACAGUCUCAAGCUCACCUUCCGGAUCUUCAUCUUCCUCUUCUUCUUCUUCAUCUUCCUCAGGUACUCCUCCAGCUCUUCAAAAAUAUAUCCCCAAGGGUUAUGAGCUCCUCAACUCUGCCAUCAUCUCAUCUUCUACAGAAAUCCUUAAUGUCCUGCAAACAUCCACCCCACCAUCCAAAGCCGCCUUUGAUCUUUCUUCCAAAUCUUCCUCUGAUGACCCAGCCAUCAUCUCCGAUGCAGAUUCUCAAGUCUUAAUUUAUGCACCCUUUGCAAACAAAUGCAAGGUUUAUUCCAUCCUUAUCCAAACCGCUCCUAACGCAACCACCCCAGACGGUGACGACGCUCAGCCCCCUGCCACCAUCAAGGUCUGGGCAAAUACUACUGGUACCAUGGCAUUCGAGGAUGCUGCUGCAGGUGCUGGUGCUCUUCACGAAGCAGAAAUUGGUCAGCCUGAUGCCGAUGGCUGGAUCGAGGUCCCCCUGCGCUUUGUGCGUUUUCAAAGUGUUGGUUCCGUACUGAUAUUCCUUGAUGGUGCUGAUGAGGACGAACCCACGGCUGUGCAGCGCAUUGCUUUGGUCGGGUCUCUUGGAGAUAGCAUGCAACAAGGUAAGAUUGAAAAGGUUGAGCAGUAG